Anopheles marshallii is the source of this 4971-nucleotide messenger RNA. RefSeq lists its product as uncharacterized. Gene Ontology annotation, biological process: regulation of DNA-templated transcription. The record is from RefSeq and is a predicted model, not a curated record. Lineage: Eukaryota; Metazoa; Arthropoda; Insecta; Diptera; Culicidae. Gene Ontology annotation, cellular component: nucleus. The coding region runs from base 1 to 4971 and encodes 1656 amino acids. The transcript has 8 exons. Gene Ontology annotation, molecular function: transcription coregulator activity.
AUGGAAACCGAAAAGACUGGACGGAGCGAAAGUUCAUCAGAAAAUUCGUCGAGCGGUUUGUUGACUGAUUUCGACAAUGAUAUCAGAUCUACUGGCCAAUCUACACCAGCAGCUGCAAAGCCAAGUACGAGUUCCGCUCCGAAACGGCAAAUCAGAAGAAAACGAAAACGGAUAUCCUUUCCCAAUGACAACGAAGAAGGGUUUGAUCAAAAUUUCGAGGAAACCAUAAAAACUGCCGCAGAUAAGAAUAACUUAACUCCGAUGUGCGUUAAAAAAUUGCUAAAGAAAAUAGUCGUCAACGAUCAUGUAUUUGCAAUGGUUCGAUUGAAAGAGGAAGAAGAAGCCACGAAAUUAAGGACGGGCGUGGGGAAAAACCAGCAAAAUGAUGGUAACGAAGACGACGAUGAAAAGGAACAACCUGAACCAAAAUUAACACGUCUAAAGGCAAAACAGCUAAAACAAAUGCCCAUUCGGAUAGCGUCCUUAAAUGAACCAACUCCAGACGAAGAAGUAGCAGCAUUGAUUCAUCAAGAAUUAAGCUCAGACGAUGACGACGAAGAAUACAAACCGGCAGAAGACGAAACUGGGUCUGAUGAGGAUGCAAAUACCACUGUAUCGGAUGUCGAUUCACAGCCCAGAACACCGGUGGCAACGGCCGUAUCUAUUGAUCAAGAUCAUGAGUCCGAGGUGCAGUACACCAAAGAUGGACUCUUCAAGAUACCAAGACCACGAAAUGAUAGCCUUUGUUCACAAUCUGAACAAGAGCAGGAGCAGGAAAACAUUGCGCUGCGAACAAGGUCGAAAUUGUGUCUCUCGACGACAGCAAUCGAAACAUUAGAGUCUACAUUCAUACCACCUGAUAUUACGAACGAUAUGUACGAAUAUGACGGAGAAAUGGAUCAAGCAUGGAAAGAUUUUUUGGAAGAGUUCACGAAACCGCUACCUAACAAUCUAGAAGAUGAUGAUGAUAAUGACCCGGAAUAUGUUGCGACUGAAGGAAUACCGCUUGAUCCCGAGGAAAUGCGGGCAGUGAAAGUGUCCAAAAAAGAGCUUAAUGAGUUGGUUAUGGAGUUAAUGGAAAUGGGUGGAACCGAUGACCAAAUGCUAGAACAAACUUUGACCGAAACUAUCAAUGAAUCUCUAAGCUGUCAAUUAGAUGAUCGUUCUGAAAUGUUAAGCACCCCGGUACCGGAUGUACAGGAAAUAGAUUGCCGUAAUAGCGCAAUGCAAUGCACAAUUGUGGAAACUGAUUCUUCCAUGAAUUCCGAGCAAUUUCCAUCCGUAUCAAUGUUAUCUACGGGAUCGUCAGCUAACGAGGCAAUUCAAACAACGCAACAAAUGGACAGUACGCAGAGUAACUUAAGCUCGACAACCAUGUGCACCUCUGCAUACAUGCCAUCUCAAGCAGAUCAGAAUAUGCCGAUGGUAUCAUACAAUGUAACUACCGCUAUGAAUUCUGCUCCAAAUUCUUCGGAUGUCAGUAUACCAAUGGGUUCAGGUGUAAUGAACCGCGACAAUGUUGAUCAAACGUUUUUGUCGGAUGGUUCGCCUAAGCCUGAAUUUUUCGUAAAAUGCUCCCACUUGGAGGAAGUGACGUUAGAGGAUGAUUCACUACCGUGCACAAUGGUUUACAGUGAUAACCAUCACACGAGAUACCGAGUCCAGUCUUCAACCGUUCCCAUUGAAGUGAACAUAUCAGACAAGGAAUUAGGAAUGAAUGAUAUUCAAUUUCAACUAUUGCAUCAACAGCUGCGUAUGCAUGUUCAGUUGACCACGCAACACUUUCUUCAAUCGUAUGAACACCCUAUAUUCAAAGAUAUAGCUUCAACAAGUAACAAUAUGCUUACAGAACUCGAGGAUAUUGGAAAGACGAAACCAAAUGUUGUUCCCUGGAAUUUACCAUUCGCAGUAGAGUGCUGCCAAAGAUGGAAGAAGAAAAUGGCCGAGAAAAGAGGUGAUACGAAGUCGUUGAAGAAAUAUUGGAAUGACGAAAUAGCGCGUGAGGAGAAUUUUAAAGAUCGUCGGCACGUUUAUCGUAGCGAGUUGCAUUGGCUGGUUAAAGAAACAAUCUUAAACAGCAAAGCAUUUAUAUAUCCGGCCUUAAUACCUUGGAAAGCUUAUCGCUGUUUCAUGAUGGGACAUGUGAUGAACAAUUUCAACUCCGAAAGACACCUGUUUGCGGUUUGGCUCGAACGAGGAUUCAAUGAGUUGAAGAAAUUACAAACUACAAAAGGUAAGCCCUCUAUGGCUCGUGUUUGUGCAUAUGUGGCCAAACAUUUGUGUCCGACGCGCAAUAUGAAUGGGUUAAAAAAUAUGCUGUACAAACAUAAACCAGUGCCUGGAAAAACGUUUGAUCCUUUAGGGUAUUUCAUUCAAAACGGUUAUGCACCACCAUUUAAGCAUGUGCUGGAAGUGUUUGAUCCUGCCAAGGUAAUACUACUGUCACAGUAUCACAAAGGCACGCUCCAUCACAAUUGGGAAAGUGAUAUAUUUACCAAAAGAAAGGGUCGCCACACGAGACAACGGAUAACAUCACCCAAAAAGUUGGUGCCGGUUCCAAAUGAAUCACCUCAAACAUCUCAGUCACUUCUAGCUCCUGUGUCCGAAAUAACACCCAAUAAUUCGGACGUGCUUAUCAAAGUAACUGUUUUACUUCCGGCGGAAACUGUACAGACCACAAACAGCAGAAAUGACAAUAUUUCUUUAAAAAUCAGUGAAAGUUCCGCGAUAAACCCAGUGAACAACGAUACAACGGUUGCGGAAGUGGUCGCUAUACCCUAUAACAAUUUUGUGUUGAACAAUGUGGAUGAUGAUUUAAUUAGAAACACAAACAAUAACAUUCGUGUAGAAAAUGUAGUGGUCCAGGAAGUGAUAAAUGUGGAAACGUACGAAGCCACCUACAAUCUAGGUAGCGGGGAAAAUCAAGAAAAAUCUGUGUCUGUGAUAACGGAGUGUGAAAGUGAUGGCAAAGGGGCUGAAAGCAAAUCAAUCGAAGCCAGUUGCCACCGUAGUCAUGCCGCGGAUGCUGUUGCUAAGGAGUGUACAUCUUUGGCGGGUAAAGUUGUUGGAAAACCUACUAAUCGGCAUGUAAAUUACUCUCGGUCAGCCGCAGGCGCUACAUUGUACUCGGUCAUGAAAAGGUACCUACAAGCGCUAAAGAAGGAAAGUUAUCAAGAGUGUGUGGCUGCUUUGAGUUCAAGAGCGAAUCAUCAGAUUUUUCGAGUGUAUGCCCACAUUAAACAAUUACAAGUCUAUGCUCAAUUUCUAGAUGAACUGCGAACAAUGAGUGAAAAUUGUGCCACAUAUCGAUACAGACCUCUGCCACAAUGCUACUUUCGGCAGACGCAGCAGGGUUUAUUACGGUUGUCAUGCAACCAUCGUGCUGAUGGCAGUUUUGUCAUAAAUGCAGAAUAUAUUACGGAUCAAUUCGACGAUUAUCAGAGCAUGGAAGACAAGGAUGCCAUUUACGCCUUUAAUUACUACGAGAAAGUAGAGGAAACGCUGCUCGCUUCUGGUCGGGUCGAUCUUCUGGAGCGCUUCGAACAAAUUCUGAGAAAUUUCGAUGAGAUCGAAGAUCGUGUAUCUUCGCUAUACUAUCAGAUUGAAGAUUUGUUGGGUGAAAGCUACCCACAAUUGGUUGACGCGUUUUUAACAUUUCUUUUGCCGGGCCAGGCUGCCCAGAUAGGCAAGUUUCUCGAGCAUUUCAUACUGACAAACAUGGGAGACUUUCUGGAAAAGCUGAACGUGUUUUUCGCCAAGCAGCCAUCGCAGAUAAAGAAAAUACAUGCGUGCCUAAAUGAACUAUCGAACGAACCGGAUGUUACCAUGGAGCAGGUGAAAAUGAAGGUGUUACCGCUGCUAAAGGGUAGUACGCUACUUACCGAAUGGUUUUUGCAGCUAUUUCCAGGCGAACGGCCACCGGAGUCACCAAUCAGCGAUUAUGAGCAUAUAGCAAUGAGAAAGUAUCCAAUGAAUGAUAGCUGCGAUGCCGUGUCGGUUUAUGAGCAUAUUUCUUACACCGAAACGCUUCCGGAUGGACCAGAAAAUCCUUGCGCAUCUAACGGGAUACGGUACAUACAGGGAAGAAUUUUCCAAGGAGCAUUACCUGCCCGGCUGACCUUCGUUGCGAAUAGUUGUGUGACAAGAGCGGUCAAUCAGACUACUGAAGAUGCAGCAACUAACGGUGACAAUUUGUGCGAUGAUUCAACAUUGAUGGCACAUGCCAUUCGUCUGAAUCCGCUGGUGCACUGCCCGAAAGGUAUAACGUAUGCCGAUGUGGCACACGUGCUGGAAGAGCCUAAUGGAGAACCAGAAAUUGGAUCGUCUCCUGAAACUUCAACUUCAAGCACACAUGUGGAGGACGUGGAUACCGGCAAAACCGGAUCCAAAAAGCUAACACCAAAACUACCAUUAAAAAAACGUUUCAAUUCGCCUGUAUCGCGCAAGGCGGGAAUUUCGCCUGGCGAUGAAAAAAUAUCGCCAGGAGGAAGUAGCAAAGAGGCAACCACACCGAAAAAGCAAACAAACGCUGCUUCGGUAACAAUUCCUUCAGAUUCCAAAGCGUUAAUAGCGGCUAGAAAAAUGAGAACGCUUUUAGAUACACCACAAACCAGCUCUCAGGAAGAGCAACAACUAGACGAUCCUUGCUUAAUUGAACAGCAAUCUAAUACGAAGGAAAUGUUGGAAGCUCCGGAACAAUCAUCACCGACGACAGAACCGAUUAAUAGCAGUGCAAAUGUCGAAAUGCAAGAGGAGCCCAAAGUAUCGAAAGAAAUCAAACGAACAGAAGAAGUUCCCAGCUGGACGCGAGAGGAAGAUAAAAUCAUUCUGCAGGAUAUAGUAAAAGGAUUCUCUUCGGUAGAUACGUUCUUAAAGCAGAUUGGACAAAAAAUACCGGACAGAUCUAGUGAGCAGAUAAGAGACAGGUUCGAAUUUUUGCACCGAAUGUUACGACAGGUCAAUCAAAGGUGA